AAUUUCAAAUUUCCCCUCCUUGUCUCAUCCAUUUACGUCGGACUUACUAUGCUCCUGAUGAUACGAAACACGAAGAGGGGAAAUACUCCAUGGCGGAUCUCGAAAACUCCACUGUUUUUCUGGUUUAAUGUGACGCACAAUAUGAUAUUGACAGGUUACUCGGCCAUUAGUUUCUUCGGCUUCGCCAAUGUAGUAUGGUUUGUAUUCACAGCUGCCUGGGACACCAGAAAUCCUGAAGGGAGACUCACUAGGAUGCUCGAUCAUGGAAACGCACCCGAACUCUAUCAUAUUUGGGCCAACGGCCUUGUCCUCUAUGGAUUCUUCUUCUAUAUGAGCAAGAUCUAUGAGCUUGUUGAUACUGUCAUUCUCAUUGUGAAAGGCAAAACGCCAACCGUUUUCCAAAUUUACCACCACACAGGUGCAUUAAUAUGCGUAUGGGCAGGGUAUUACUACAUGGCUACUCCUCUUUGGAGCUUCAUUUUCAUGAAUUGCGGUAUCCACACACUGAUGUAUACAUAUUAUACGGUGGCUUUGUUCAAAUUUCCAAUCCCUCGAGGUUUCAAAAUGAUUUUGACUACAAUGCAAAUAGUACAAACGGGCCUUGCUAUUGUCUACGGAACUGUCAGUUUGUUCAUAUCGUACAAUGUCAUUGGUGAAGAUGUAGCAAAGGGAGGAGCUGACUUGGCCAAUCCUCGAAUUGAAACUAUAUCUUGUGUCAAUACUCCAGGAGAGAGAUUUGCAAUUUCUCUAAAUGUGGCAUAUCUUAUUCCUCUCCUUUUACUAUUCUUGAACUUUUUCAGGAGGACUUAC
Molecule: messenger RNA, 810 nt
Organism: Talaromyces proteolyticus
Lineage: Eukaryota; Fungi; Ascomycota; Eurotiomycetes; Eurotiales; Trichocomaceae
Product: ELO family
Exons: 3
Biological process (GO): very long-chain fatty acid biosynthetic process; fatty acid elongation, saturated fatty acid; fatty acid elongation, polyunsaturated fatty acid
Cellular component (GO): endoplasmic reticulum membrane
Molecular function (GO): fatty acid elongase activity
Source: RefSeq, a predicted model, not a curated record